GGACGAGGAAGGAGCCUCCGCUGAUCGGGUCCCCUGUCCCCAGUGCUGCUGGUCACACCAAGGGAAUCCUUCAGCAAGAGGGAGCAGGGCAGGGGGCAUGAACCGCGAGGGGGCCCCCGGGAAGAGUCCGGAAGAGAUGUACGUUCAGCAGAAAGUGCGGGUCCUGCUCAUGCUGAGGAAGAUGGGCUCUAAUCUCACCCCUAGUGAGGAAGCAUUCCUGCGAUCGUAUGCUGGAGUGGUCACCAGCCAGCUCAGCCAGCUGCCCCAGCACUCCAUUGAUCAGGGUGCUGAGGAUGUGGUCAUGGCGUUCUCCAGAUCAGAGGCAGAAGACCGAAGGCAGUAACAAUGCAGCAGCCAUAUUCACUUCCUAGAGCACAGAUGGGCAAACCAGAGACACCACUCAAUCCUAGCGGGGAGGCCGCCAUAUAUCUGGA
This is a messenger RNA of Nanorana parkeri, 434 nucleotides long. It is a transcript of the gene CTNNBIP1, whose product is annotated as catenin beta interacting protein 1. The coding region runs from base 98 to 343 and encodes 81 amino acids. Gene Ontology annotation, biological process: negative regulation of Wnt signaling pathway. Gene Ontology annotation, cellular component: nucleus; cytosol; beta-catenin destruction complex. Gene Ontology annotation, molecular function: beta-catenin binding. The record is from RefSeq and is a predicted model, not a curated record. The transcript is spliced from 6 exons. NCBI's taxonomy places the organism in Eukaryota, Metazoa, Chordata, Amphibia, Anura, Dicroglossidae.